Molecule: messenger RNA, 2283 nt
Organism: Exserohilum turcica Et28A
Lineage: Eukaryota; Fungi; Ascomycota; Dothideomycetes; Pleosporales; Pleosporaceae
Exons: 5
Coding region: 1-2283 (760 amino acids)
Source: RefSeq, a predicted model, not a curated record
AUGCCGGCUCGGAAACCGCCAAGGAACCCGACAUACGCCAAAGCUGCCGGACAAUUGCUACAAAGUGCAGAAUGCUAUGAAGCCCUACUUGAAGGCAUGUCUGCCAGUAAUGAUGAACGCAUCGUCGAGUCGACAGGGGAACAAGGAUACGGCAUCAUCGCAAUGAUAAGCAAAAAGAAGGGUGUGCUGAUGCGCCCAGUCGCGACCAUCUCAGAGCUGCAAUCGCAAGAUUGGGCUACUCCUGGCGAGUAUAUCGCUAACUUCCGCCAUGUGUAUGACAUAACCAGGCCGUCUCCUGAGGCGCGCAUCGACAUGCUCUCUGUAUCAGAGCACGCCGUCUACCCAUGCCUUGGGUUGCGAUGGUCCUCAGAAGCCAAAGGCAAGCUGGUGGAAGCAAACACCAGAUGCAAAGCGUGUGGCAACCCCUUAAAAGCCGAAAACUAUGUUCACUGUCGCCGCUGCGACAACGUGUUCCAUACUGAGUGUACUAGCGCCCGACAUGAUCAGCCCUUUAUCUUGGAAGAUGGCACAUUGUACGACGCGCUCCAAGAACCAGUGUUGUGCCCUACAUGCGAAGAUGAAACCGUGCUGUCCAAGAAGCUUCCACCCAAUGAACACUGCGACCUUUUCCUAUGCAUCGACAUUGGCUCCCACAAGCCAAAGGUUUCCGUGAGAUGGGAGUCCAGCACCGGCAACAAGACAGAAUUUGAAUCGCUGGAUGGGUUGCCCGUGCCUGCCGUCACGAUUACAGAUGGCCUAGUGCAAACGCAUGGCAAUUCAGCCGCAAUUCGACGCAUCCACGACCACUGCGACGAUACGACCUCCGUCUUUCGGCCAAUCAAGAAAAUCCUCUACAGCGACGAAGACAAUAGGAAGGCUGCUGACAGCGGCAAGCAGCUCUCCGAGCUCUUCCAGCCCUUUUUCGAAGAGAUCUUCAACACCCUUUACAACGCGCAUAAGCCUGCCUUAGUGAAAUGGGCAAUGCCUGCUACGCAAGGCUCCUCUCCAAUGCGAUUGACGCCGGCUAUUGCCCUUCCGUCGGGCCUCUCAAUGAAACGAAAAGAACCCGCUCUUACAGCGCUUUUCCAGCCGGCAAGAGGAUUUGUAGGACGGUUCAACGUAAAGGAUGCCGACAUCAAGAUAUCAGAAAUGCCCGAGUCAGAGAUGGCACUACUAGGGUCUGUUCACGACAACAUGCUAGACUUGGCCGAUUAUCAAUGGGUAGCCAUCUUCGACGCCGGUGGGUCAACAUGCGACUUCUCAUUGCAUCGCAUAUGCAGCGAUAGAGCGGACUACAAGUACGAACUCUUCGCAUCACAGUCCUGUAUUCACGGACGAACACAGGAGAUACAAUGCCUCAUCGAUAGCUUUAGUGACUUGGACGAUACAGACUGGGAUGGCCUUGAGGACUACGUCAAGCUUGCCAGGACAGAUCCCGUCAAUGCUGCGAAGUUGUAUCCGAAGAUCUUGCGAUUGGGAGACACUUGGAAGCACCAUCGUGACCAAAGCCGCGAGCUGCUGCGCGGUUGGCUGAAGGAAAUAUGCGCACAGAUAACUGCAAUAACCGGAAAAGAGCCACUGGCUAUACUGCAGACUGGCGGCGGUCUCUUGGAGACAGACAACGUCGAAACGUUCAAGGAAAUGCUGCGCGAUCAUCUGUUCCAUGGCCAGAUAACGGAAAACGCGUUUACGAACGCUAGCACGAGCAUUGCUCUCCGAGGUCUCCAGGCUCACCUGGGGAGCCUUUACUCCAAGAUGGACAGGUCACCAGUUGCAAUCUUGUUCCAGAGUGACGUAUCGCUCGACCCGGGCUCUGAGGAUUGCAUCUACAUUAUUCUAACAAACAAGGGCGAUCCUCUAGGGGCGCACAGUCUCAUACACCGCUCUCAAGUCCAGCAAGGCGAGGUCGUCGCGUGGGAUGUGUCUUGGUUUGAGAAUGGCAGCUUUGACGUACCUUAUUUCACUAUCCUAGGGGAAGUCAAAGACAGGACGGAGUACAAGGGUUUGAUGGCUACCGCCUCCAUCCCAAAGGACGAAGCCCGUGUGAUUGCGCGAGUCACGUUACCCAGACCCUCCAAUUGGGAGGACAGAUCCCUAAGCAGCAAGCGGAAAGUCUCGACAUGUACCGACCGAAGCUCGGACGACGCGCUCCAAGAGGCAGCAGUCGACGUCUUCGAGCAGGUCAACGGCCUGGAUACACAGUUGAUCGAUCGCUACACCUCCAUGAAGAAGCUUACCAUGCGUGAUGCCGACGCUGAUCCGCACAUGAACACGAUAGGCUGA